AUGAUUGCGAAGGUUGGGAUGAUGCUUUCAGUCCUCGAGACGGAUGACGCGGAAGCUGCUGUUGCGAAAGCCGUUGCCGCCGGAGCUGGCAAAGUGGAGGUCUCUGAGGCGGAAGCUGACGGUGGAGUCAAGGGGAAAGUGACAGAUCCCUUUGGUUUCACGUGGAUCUUCACCUCUCCGGCGAAGAAGACCGAGAACGUCGAGAACAAAGAGGUCGUCUAA
Thlaspi arvense is the source of this 222-nucleotide messenger RNA. The record is from the annotation of a GenBank genome assembly. Lineage: Eukaryota; Viridiplantae; Streptophyta; Magnoliopsida; Brassicales; Brassicaceae.